AUGGCAAACACUCGACCCGAUGAACACCAGAAACAGAUAGAAAACCGUAUCCAAAAAGGUGAUCUUAAGUGUUACUUGCAAAGCGACAUUGAUAAGAGCCAAAUGGCUAUAGAUGCUGGCGGAUGUGGUAUAAUAUACAAGGCAAGAAUUAAGAUCUCUGGAGAGCAUGUCGCAAUAAAAAAGCUGCGUCGCCGUCCGUACGAGGAUAAGAGCACAGUAAACAAAAUGCUCGCAAAAGAGUAA
This is a messenger RNA of Paraglomus brasilianum, 243 nucleotides long. Lineage: Eukaryota; Fungi; Glomeromycota; Glomeromycetes; Paraglomerales; Paraglomeraceae. The record is from the annotation of a GenBank genome assembly.